Molecule: messenger RNA, 4258 nt
Organism: Stegostoma tigrinum
Lineage: Eukaryota; Metazoa; Chordata; Chondrichthyes; Orectolobiformes; Stegostomatidae
Product: hyaluronan synthase 1-like
Exons: 5
Coding region: 1-1464 (487 amino acids)
Biological process (GO): extracellular matrix assembly; hyaluronan biosynthetic process
Molecular function (GO): hyaluronan synthase activity
Source: RefSeq, a predicted model, not a curated record
AUGGAUGAGUGGUUUGGGUAUUCCACACUGACCAUAUCCACUGAUUACAAGCUGGGACCGACCCUCCCCCGCACGCACACUCCCGUCGCCAAGCAGAGCGCGCGCCUGCGGCUCGAUUCAAUCAGGAGCGAGAUUCGGGCGCGUGCAAGCAGAGCGCGCGCCUGCGGCUCGAUUCAAUCAGGAGCGAGAUUCGGGCGCGUGCAAGCAGAGCGCGCGCCUGCGGCUCGAUUCAAUCAGGAGCGAGAUUCGGGCGCGUGCAAGCAGAGCGCGCGCCUGCGGCUUGAUUCAAUCAGGAGCGAGAUUCGGGCGCGUGCACGCGCAGCUAACUGUCACUGUGUCAGAGAGCGGCAGCUGCGGAAACGAGGAGGAAAAAGAGAAGUAAUGUAUACUGCCUUCAAAGCUAUUGGGAAUUUGGUGGAUUAUAUACAGGUCUGCGAUUCUGAUACAAAGCUUGACUCACAUGCAACUAUGGAACUUGUUAAAGUCUUAGAUUCAAAGGAAAACUAUGGAGCAGUUGGAGGGGAAGUGCGAGUACUCAAUGUCACCGACUCAUUUGUUAGCUUCAUUAGCAGCCUGUGCUACUGGAUCACAUUCAAUAUAGAACGAGCCUGCCAGUCGUACUUUGACUGUGUGUCCUGUAUCAGUGGGCCUUUAGGGAUGUACAGGAAUAAUGUGCUUCAGCAAUUAUUAGAGCCCUGGUAUAAUCAGAGAUUUUUGGGAAUCCGGUGUACUUUUGGGGACGAUCGUCACCUGACUAACAGGGUGCUCAGUCUGGGUUACUCCACCAAGUACACACCCAAAGCUUGGUGCUACACAGAAACUCCAGCUCAGUACCUGCGCUGGCUCAACCAACAAAUACGAUGGUCCAAGUCUUUCUUCAUAGAGUGGUUCUACAGUUCUCUCUGGUGGCAUAAGCAAAGUCUAUGGAUGACAUAUGAGUCUGUAGUUAUAGGAAUGUUGCCAUUCUUCAUGAUUGUGGCCAUUGUCAAGGUAUUCUAUCACAGGUGUCUCUGGGAUAUUCUCUGGGUGCUCCUCUCCUUUCAUUGCAUUGCACUGGUCAAAGCAUUUAAUGCUGCAUGCCUGAAUGGGGGUCUGGUGAUGAUGUUAAUAUCUCUCUAUCCUAUCAUCUACCUGGGUGGGCUGCUGCCAAUUAAAUGCUUUUCACUUCUUACCAUUACUAAUACCAGCUGGGGAACAUCUGGACGCAAAGAGAAAGUCAAAAACUACAUCCCAUUGCUUCCACUUUUGGUUUGGGGGAUCAUCCUCCUUGUGGGUUUAAUUGAGACUGUAUUCACGGAGACUGAAAGAUCUUGGGUCCAUGCUGAACAGCCAUUAUAUAAACACUACGCUCUUUAUGGAUCACUGGCCUUGUUUACAUACUGGGCAUGUAUGGUUGCAAUUUACCAUAUAUGGUCAUGGCACCGGUGCAGAAGAAAUACUGCAAUGUACCGUGUUGAAGUGUAGAUAGAUUUUGUGUAAAGUCACUUCAUGGAAUAUUUGAGGAAUAGCUAGCACUUUGAAGCAUACUUUAUACAAUAUAAAUUUAGAGAUUCUGCUUUUUGUUCCUUACAUAAUUUGUCUCUGCAGUCUGUCCUGAACAGUGCAACUUUUGUAGUCAGAAGAACAGCAAUAAUACUGUCUUCCACCUGUCUGUCAAUUUCAUUCUGUCAGCCAGUAGCACAACAACAUUACAUUUUUGCUAGUCCUUCAUCAGAUUUGUGGGUAAAAGCUCAGCUUAUGAUGAUGAUCCAAACAGGUGGGAAGGGUGUUACUUCAGAAUGAAAGCACAGGGUACCAUAACUGUCCUUCAUGGCUUUAUACUGACAGCAUAAGAUCAUGUGUAGUCCAAUUACAUUUACUGAAACGUAUCUGCUGAGAACAGGAAUUGAUUGUAAUGCACACAAUGACCAAUAUAACCUGCUAACCUCAUCAUUUGGCAUCGUAUCAGAGGAAUACUUCUCAUCAAUCCAUACUCCAAGUUAACCAACACAUAUAAGAGAGGAAGAACGAUUUUCUUUAAAACAAAAUUAUUCGUUUCUAAUUGUCACUGAGUGUAAAUGUGCCUUUGGGCAGUGUUAUUUUGUGAAAGGUAUAUGUGUAAAAUGUUUUAGACAUAUGAUACAAUACUGUACAUUAUCCUUCAAGAAAGGAAGGGUUAGUAUAAACAAUAAUUAAAUAGAAACAUGCUAUAAUCUGACAUCUUAAACAUCGAGUGUAUCUAAACUUCAGUUUGAAUCACGCCACCUGAUAUUUUUGUGAAUCAACCUCCAUAAAGUCCAAACAGUUUGUGUUUGUUUUUCAUUUAAUGAUUUGCCCUGUUUUAAAUUUUGUGAAUUUGUAAAACAAUUUUUUUCUUGCUAUUAUCUCAUGUUGUACAAAUUCUGAAUCACUACACAAAUAUCUAAUGUUAUCGGCAAAUUAUUUAAUAUGGAUUUUAAUUUUAUGCAUGUUUGCGGAGGAUUCAUGGUGGACUCCUUUAUGGUCCAUGGAGGCACUGCAAUACACCAUGAGAAUCAAUCAAUAUGAUUGGUCUUACAGAGAAGUUUUUAAAUUACAAUCUUUCAUAUUGGUAUUGCCAAUGAGACACCAAAAUUAGGCAGAUGUUGAAUGGUAUCCACUUGAUGCAGGUUAUAGUUACAGUUUAAACUUGUUUUCAGAUUGUUUUUGUAUAAUGUUUACCAAGAGUCCUGUCACGUGCUCUUCAAAUUGGGUAAACCUUCUAUUCAUUUGUACACAGGAGAUAAUACCAGUAAUGAUAAUAAAGGGGAGAUCAACAUUUAUUGGUUCAAGAAUAGCCUGGGAAUGACUUCUCUUCCAUUUUAACUGUAUUUGCAUUUGACUUUACACCUCAGUUCACAUUUGAAAAUAAAUCUUAGACAAAUAUAUAAAUCAAAUAAAUUGAAUACUUUGGCUCCAAAAAUAUUGCUUAUUCCCUGCACAGACUGAAGACACCACUAGAAAAGAGACACUUUAUGACUAAGAAUUAGUAAUUAAGGGAAAACAGAAGUAAUCAAGGUGGUUAUGCAAAAAACAGAUGGUUGCAGUUCCCCUUUUCCUCCACGCGAUAGCAUUAACAUCCUCUGUAAUAUGAAAUAGAAUUUACUUAUGCCACACUGUGGCAACACCUUGGUAUGACAUGAAUAUCAAUUCUAUAGCCCUAAUGAAAAAUUCAUUCCUACUCAUUGCUAUACCUAUCAUCAAUGGUAACUAUGGGAAAAGUGUUAGCACAGACCUUGUAGCAGCUUUGAUAGAAAACAGUCUGCCUUUAAAAAUGUUUGUGGAGUCAAGCUCAAUAAAUCAAGAUUCAGGUGCAAUAUGUUGAAGAGGAAGAUCUUUGGAAUUCUCAACAUCCAGGCCUGAAGGCAACAAACCUGGAGGUGAGCAAUAAAUUUAAUUAAAGUGGGACGGUGGAGAGCCAGAACCUUGCUGCCUUCCAGACCUUGCCCUAAUUAAGCACCAAUUGAGGCCCUAAGUGGCCAAUUAAUGCCUACUCAAAAGCGUCAUUCCGCUUGGGGUGCAAUUACUUUACUUACAAGCAGAACAAGGAGUGGUCAGCCUACUGCACAGGUUAAUCAGUGCGGGAAGGUUAUCAUUUUGGUGGGAGUGGCAAUCUCUCGAUCCACACUAAUUUCUUUAAGACCAAUAAUUGGACUUGGUUUUGGGAGCUGAAGGUUUUCUGCGAGCUUCCCCUUGCUUUUGCUUCUAACAUCCCUGGGCCUUGCUUCCCAUGAUCCUAGCGCAGAAGCUUCCACCCUGCGUUAAUACUUAUCUUUCUUGUUGUUAAUGCUCCAUCCUAGGGGUUCAGUGUUCAGCUGUGGCACAGCCAAGUUCUGGAGCUGCCAGUCUCUAUUUGGCCAGUAGCUUCAGGAUGGUCUGAUGUCCUGGCCUGAGGUCCUACUUCUGGUAGAAACUGAUCAGCUGCCCGAUUCUCAGAGAAUCUUGCAGGUUUCCCCAUCUUAGGGUUUCAGCUCUCCCUAACAGGAAAACCCUGGCCUAUGUUCACAUAGAUAGCAUGGCCAAUUCCUUAUUCUGUGAUUCCCUGCAAGAGAUACAUCAUCCCAAAAUAUAAACCAUAAAGCCCUUGUAAUUCUAGGUGAUGUAGGUUCAAUCUGCUCACCUCUGCCUUAAAAAAGAAGUCCUCGUUCCAGGAACCUGUUUUCUCAACCCCCACUAAGGCUAGUAUCUCCAUCUCUAGUUAUAGUAAACAAUUCGGUACUCGGUGUAUUCCAGAAAUGGGCUUACGAAGGCUCUAAGUGGU